AUGAAGCUGUUUCUUAUUACCAGCGGUUUAGGCCCAUCAAGAGCGCGAGCGGGAAGUGAUCCGCACAAGAUGAUAUCAUCAACGAUCAGUCGAUACGCAUGUCGAAUAAUCAUUGAUCGUGAGAACUAUGACAAAGCGUUCCUCUACGCAGCAGGAUUUGACUCUGUUAAAAACAUUUUCCUAGGGGAGAAGGCAACAAAGUGGAUGAAGAAAAAUGGAGAAAUGGACGGGUUAACUACAAACGGGAUAUUGAUUUUACAUCCGAAUAGGAACACGGAGGAGUUGUCGGAUGAGGAUGUGCCCCCGAUGUAUGUUUGGCGUGAGGUUUCCGUCGAUGGUGACAUUUACACUUUACGCGAGACACGCAGCAGCAACGCCAGAGGUGCAUUGGUCCCCGAGGAGACCAAUAUGUUGCAGGACGGCUCCUUGAUUGACCUUUGUGGCGCGACGCUCUUGUGGAGAACCGCAGAUGGGUUGAGAAAGUCGCCUACCGCCCAAGAAUUAGAGAUGGCUUUGGACAGGCUGAAUGCAGGAAAGCCCCAGUGCCCAGUGAAUCUCAAUACUUUAAUUAUCCCAAAGAAAAAGAGCACUAAAGGAGGCGGGAGCCGGCAGCCUUACGUCUAUUUGCGAUGUGGUCACGUGCAGGGUAAGCAUGAAUGGGGUCAUCACGCGACGCCGACUGGACAGCAGUCCUACAAGUGUCCUAUAUGUCUGGCUGAAAGCGAACGAGUGAUUCAGCUGACGAUGGGAAUGGAGUCGUCAUUCCAUUUGGACUCUGGCAAUCUAGACCACGCUUUUAAUCCUUGCGGACAUGUAGCAAGCCUCAAUACUGUGAGGUGGGUCUCUAAAUCUUGCUGUUGA
Messenger RNA from Cooperia oncophora, 861 nucleotides. The record is from the annotation of a GenBank genome assembly. Lineage: Eukaryota; Metazoa; Nematoda; Chromadorea; Rhabditida; Trichostrongylidae.